This is a messenger RNA of Myiozetetes cayanensis, 3194 nucleotides long. RefSeq names its product osteoclast stimulating factor 1 (gene OSTF1). Lineage: Eukaryota; Metazoa; Chordata; Aves; Passeriformes; Tyrannidae. The transcript has 10 exons. The coding region runs from base 138 to 782 and encodes 214 amino acids. Gene Ontology annotation, biological process: signal transduction. The record is from RefSeq and is a predicted model, not a curated record. Gene Ontology annotation, molecular function: protein binding.
CUGCCGCCACCGCGCGCCCGUCCCGGCAGCUCCGAGCGGGGUUUGCGCCGCCGCCCGCACCGAGGGGCCGCCCGCCCCCCGCACACAGCCGAUCGCCGCCGCGCCUCUCCCCGGCCGCGCUCAGCCCGGCUCCAGCCAUGUCCAAGCCUCCACCUAAACCGGCCAAGCCAGGACAGGUUAAAGUGUUCAGGGCCCUAUAUACAUUUGAGCCCAGAACGCCAGAUGAACUGUACUUUGAAGAAGGAGAUAUCAUUUACAUCUCAGACAUGAGUGAUACAAAUUGGUGGAAAGGAACUUGCAAGGGGAGAACUGGACUAAUUCCAAGCAACUAUGUGGCAGAGCAAGCAGAGUCUAUUGAUAAUCCACUGCAUGAAGCUGCCAAACGAGGCAACCUAAGCUGGUUGAGAGAGUGUUUGGAUAAUCGAGUUGGUGUCAAUGGCUUAGACAAGGCUGGAAACACAGCUCUGUACUGGGCAUGCCACGGAGGCCAUAAAGAUAUAGUAGAUGUUCUGUUUUCCCAGGCAAACCUAGAGUUAAACCAACAGAACAAAUUGGGAGACACAGCUUUGCAUGCUGCUGCAUGGAAAGGUUAUGCAGAUAUUGUAGAGAUGCUGCUGGCAAAGGGGGCAAGAACAGAUCUGAAGAACAAUGAGAAGAAACUGGCUUUAGAUAUGGCAACCAAUGCAGCUUGUGCUUCCUUGCUUAAGAAGAAACAGAGUGCAGAUACAGUCCGAACUCUGAGUAAUGCCGAGGAAUACCUUGAUGAUGAAGACUCCGAUUAACUUUUUUUAUUCAGCAUCAAGAACUAUAACUUGCGUUGCCUGUAUCAGUCUCAAAACAUAUCUUUGCAACUGUUAAAAUAUCUUAUUUUGAGUAUUGCAGUCUUCCAGUAUAGCAUAUAAAUGAGUGGGUGAAAUCAUGCUUUCCAAAGGAAUAAUCUUUCCCUAGGCCAGAAGAUGUCACGUUUUGAAUCAGAGUUCCUUUGGAAGUAUCCCACAUAGGAAGUGUGGCAUACUGUUACUGUUGAAUGGGCAGAACAGCAUCUUCUAAACUCACAUGCUUCAUCUCAGGCCUUCCCAGCAAGUGCCUUACAUCUCUGGAACGUGUUUCUCAAACUGAAAGGUCCUUCUGGGACAGCAAGACACCACUGCUAACAUUUUCCAAAAUCUCCAUGGGCAUAUGUUCCUUUGUGCAGCUAAUACUGACAGAGUCAGUACUGGCUGACAAGCAUAAAUGGGAAUGCUGCUAUAGGGAGGGACCAUUAUUUACCCACAUGGAGCCAGCAUGACAAAGUUUGAUUUUUAUUUUUGGUAAAUUUUUUUCCCUUCCUUCCUCUACCCCUCUAAGGUACAAAAUGACCUAGGAUGACCUGCCCCAGGAUGCUUUGUUCUCUCUAUUGCUCUGGGCCCAAUCCCUGAAACGUUAACUCAGGUGAAAUGCUUGCUUAAGUCAGGUUUGCUUGAGAAAUAUACUUAAUUCUGAACUUGGUGGCUUGGUUAUUUUCCUUUUUGAAGUGCAUUAUGCUGAAACUAUUUGUAGUGAAAGGAAGACAAAAUAUUUUCCUAUUUAUCCUGCCUAAAAUUUUUUAUACUGGUCUCUUUCUUUUACUUUGUAAAAGUGCUCUUAUAUUUUGUCCUAAAUUACCUCAAAGUUGAAGUGUGUUUGAAAGAAUGAGGGAAGAUGUAUAUCAAAUAUACUGCAGGUAUUUAGAAGAGAUACCUUAAGCUGAAUAAACGUUUUUAAAAUGUAUGGCUUCUUCCUGUGAACUAAAGAGAACUAAAACAUUAUUGAGCCCCUUUCGAGCUUCCCUGCAGAGCUAAAAGACAGUACUUUCUUUAGAUCACUCAAAUAGCUGCAGACAAAUAUUGUACCUUACUGAGGGAUACUUUCUCACUGUGAUGAUAAGAAAAUGUUACCAGUAUUUGAGAUAAAAUCUCAUAUCAGUUUUUGUUGCAAACUUCCCUAGUAGGGGCUUCUAACAAAUUCAUUUGAACACAGCAGUUUGCCAUACCAAAAAAAAAGGGAAAAAAAAAAAAAGAAAAGAAAAAAACAAGCUCUUGCGAAAGAUUGGGGAUAAGUGAAAAGCUCUUGUGAAAGACUGGGGAUAAACAAAAAGCUCUUGAGAAAGUCUGGGGAUAAAUAAAACUCACACUAAGUAUUUUAGAGAUUAAAAGAAGUCUAGAGCACUCCUAAUUUCCCACUUUUAAAAAUAUAUUCAACUCAAUUUUUUAUUUUUAUCACUCUGGAAAGAACUAAAUACAGGUAACACUUGCUAAGCAUUUGUCAAAGAAGGCAGUGCUUGAUUCAACAGAACAAUGUAAGAUGGAGACAUUACACCAAUAGUCAUCUGCAGAUAUAGUUGAAAACUGUUUAAAUGUUAAAACUAAACCAAAUGUUUUAACCGUAUGGAAUAUUGUGGCUACAUGAACAGUGAUGUUCUAUUUUGUAUAUGAGCUUGAAUAUCCUGGAGGAGAAGAAAUAAAAACCAAAGCCACCAGUUUUUUCUCUCUAGCUUUCAUUAGGACAGUUGUUGAACGUAACUGUUAACAGACAGAGACUGUUCUGCUUCACAUUUAAUCAGCCAGCUAUUCUACUAGCCCAGCUUUUUACUGUAGUCAAGCCACAUGUUAUGAUGCAUGCUGUUGAUUAAAAUGAUACAAUUUCAAAGUGCAAGUUUGAAAGGUCCUGUAAUGAGAGGCAAGAAGGUUCUUGAGUCUUUUUCCUGCAUAAAUGAAGCUCACAAGGUUAAAAUUCUCCAGUGUCACAGGACGUGGAGAGAAUGGCUCUUCCCAAGUCACUGUUUUUGUUGAGUUUUGGAGGCAGAGUUUGUAUUCUUAACUCUUAAUGUAAUGUCUUAUGCUGCCAUGGGUUCAACAUCCUACAAGGAAAACAUUAUGCUCCUGUCUCUGGAAUUAACAGCUGCCAGAAGACCUUAUGUUCUGCAGAUGCUACAAAAGAAGAAUGGUGACAGAAGCACAAGUUGAGCACAAGGAUUGCAUUCUGAAGUUCUUACUGAAAGAAGCACAUUUACAUCGCAAGACAGCUAGCAAGUGCUGUGAUUUGUUUCUAAGACCAAAAUUAUCGCUUUUGGGUUUUUUUCCACAACUUUGUUUUUCUUCAUGAGACUGUCUACUUAUCUUGUGAAAUACAGAUCACUGUGAAAGUUUUCAGGCAAUAAAUUACUUUUUGCCUAA